GUAGAAAAACGCAGAAUGACUAAAAUAUAUUAUUCUCAGGCACUCACCAUUCACCAAAACGCCCUCCAUCCCCAGUCUCUUGGUUCAAAUUCUUAUUAAUGUCAUUCUUGCUCGGAAUUCCUUCGUUUGAUGAUUAGGGUUAGGGCAAUCACGCGCAUGGAAGCUUCCUCCGACCCCGUCACUCCUCCGGUGACUUCCAUCUCCAAUCGCUACGGUAUCCCAUCCGCUUCUAACAUUCUUCAGGCUCCGUUAUCGCUCUUGUUGGAGCAUUUAGGGAUUCUGCGAAGCAGGUCUAAUCAGCAAGAGACUGAACCUUUAAUCAACAACAAUCGACUGUCUUCUGGACUCCGUGAUGCUCUCCGGAGUCGCCUUGACGAGUCCUCCGUCAUUACUAAUGAUGGUGAGGUGUCGAUUAGUAUUAUAGGGGCUGGGGAUCAGCGCCUUGACAGGGAAGGCGAAGUGAGGGAAGUUCUGUCUCGGAAUGAUGUAUCGAUAUCGGCGCAACCCUUGGCUGGGAUGCCCUCUACGACGCUUACCCCUGCUUCGGGCAAUCAGGAACAUUCUAGGACUGAUCAUGAUGCUGGAGAGGGCGUUUCCCAAUCCGUGAAUGCGAAUUCUGAUGCAGAGGCUGGUGAUGGAGUUGGUGCUAACGAUAGGGAUUCUUCCUCACAGAGGUAUGAUAUUCAGCAGGCUGCUCGCUGGAUUGAACAGAUCCUGCCCUUUUCCUUACUGUUGCUGGUUGUCUUCAUUCGGCAGCACCUUCAAGGGUUUUUUGUUACAAUUUGGGUUACUGCUGUCCUUUUCAAAUCAAAUGAUAUUUUGAGGAAGCAGACAGCUCUUAAGGGAGAGAGGAAAGUCCCUGUAUUGACUGCUAUUUCUAUUGCAUUUACAUUGCACGUGGUUGGUGUAUAUUGGUGGUGUCAGAAUAAUGAUAUGCUAUAUCCGUUGGCUAUGCUUCCUCCUAAAGUCAUACCUCCAUUCUGGCAUGUUAUUUUCAUCAUCACAGUGAAUGAUGCUUUGGUACGCCAGGCAGGAAUGGUAUUCAAGUGUAUCUUGUUGAUGUAUUACAAGAAUGGCAGAGGCAGAAAUUAUCGUAAGCAGGGUCAAAUGCUGACUUUGGUUGAGUACCUACUACUUCUUUACCGUGCCUUGUUGCCAACUCCAGUAUGGUAUCGGUUCUUCUUGAACAAAGAAUAUGGAAGUUUCUUUUCUUCAUUGAUGACAGGAUUAUAUCUAACAUUCAAGCUGACAUCAGUCAUCGAAAAGGUGCAAUCCUUCUUUGCUGCAGUGAAGGCAUUGUCGUGUAAAGAAGUGCACUAUGGGGCUCAUGCAACAUCUGAACAGGUGAAUGUUGUUGGUGAUCUUUGUGCUAUUUGCCAGGAAAAGAUGCAUACCCCAAUCUUACUUUCUUGCAAUCACAUCUUCUGCGAAGAAUGUGUAUCAGAAUGGUUUGAGAGGGAAAGGACCUGCCCCUUGUGCAGGGCAUUGGUAAAACCUGCAGAUCUGAAAUCAUUUGGGGAUGGCUCUACUAGUUUGUUUUUCCAGUUAUUCUGAAAUUCAAGUAAUGCAAGGUUGCAAGUUUUCCAAAGCUGAUAGCAGACAUGAUCCAUACAUCAGCAGAGGCAACACUCGCUGGAGGCUCCAUGAAAAUAUCAUUUCACCAAGCAGAAUCAAACUGGUCAUCUGUUCAUAUAGUGUAUCAGUAAAAGGUUCAAGUGUAUCUAAACAGGCACCGUAAGUGUAAGCUAGAAGAGGAAGCUAAUUGGACAAUUAAUCAAAUGUACAUUCGUGGGGAUUGAGAGUAUACCUUUCAGUCACCUAUAUUGUAUCGUGUGGUUAAUAUAACAUAUUUCUUUACAGAAAUUUAGGCCAAAAGAAAAUCUUGAUAGAAAUUGCUGCUUUUGACAA
This is a messenger RNA of Prosopis cineraria, 1908 nucleotides long. RefSeq lists its product as uncharacterized. Gene Ontology annotation, molecular function: ubiquitin protein ligase activity. The transcript has 8 exons. Gene Ontology annotation, biological process: positive regulation of ERAD pathway. NCBI's taxonomy places the organism in Eukaryota, Viridiplantae, Streptophyta, Magnoliopsida, Fabales, Fabaceae. The record is from RefSeq and is a predicted model, not a curated record. The coding region runs from base 130 to 1554 and encodes 474 amino acids.